This is a messenger RNA of Drosophila mauritiana, 6230 nucleotides long. RefSeq names its product B-cell CLL/lymphoma 9-like protein (gene ZAP3). The transcript is spliced from 11 exons. Gene Ontology annotation, cellular component: nucleus. The record is from RefSeq and is a predicted model, not a curated record. Lineage: Eukaryota; Metazoa; Arthropoda; Insecta; Diptera; Drosophilidae. The coding region runs from base 196 to 5862 and encodes 1888 amino acids. Gene Ontology annotation, biological process: regulation of telomere maintenance.
UGACAGUUCCAUCUCUAGUUUUCAAGCCGAAUAUGGCGAAGUUUUCAUUAUCAAUUCGUUCAGAUAGCAAACGGAAUUAGUGAAAGGUGGUCGAUUUUAACGGAACGGAGCUAAUCCGCGGGAUUAAGUGAAAGCCCAACCGACCGGUAUAGGCGUGUUAUCCGCGAAUAGGCUAAUCAAUCCAGUGGACACGGUAUGUGGGGCCAAUGGCAAACCGCCGCCGUAGUGGCUCCAACUGCCGCUCUACCUCCGCAACCGUCGGUUCCGCCACCGCUGCCGGACGCCCCGCCCCCUCCGCCUCCGUCGGACGCGUCCGCCGGAUCUGGAGCACUCUCAUCAGGCGGGGCCUCUGCAGCCAUAGUCACUGCUGCAGCCACAGUCACAACGGCCCCCGGAUUCAACCCCUAUAGCAGCGGCCAGGCGACGGGGGCUGGCAACCCCUAUCAACAGUAUACGGCCGCCCAGUACGCGGCCAUGACACCCGAGCAGCAGUACGCCCUGCAGCACCACUGGCAACAGUGGCAGACGUACCAGGAGGAGUACGCCAAGUGGCAUGCCCAGUACGGCGAACAGUACAAGCGUGAAAUGGCAGCAGCCGCGGCCACAACUACCGCGAUUCAAGGCGUGCCCGCUCCUAUGGUAGCGACUCCUGCACCAGCACCCGUCCCUGUGGUCGCUGCUCCCGGGCCACAGGCCUAUCCUGUCGCACAUAACUAUUACCAAGGCGUCAGCGCCGCGCCGGUGCAGCCAACUACAACCGUGGCCGUCGCGGGAGUGCCGCCACUGCCCGGUAAGAUCAUGGCCCAGCCGCAGAUGUACAACCAGCCGCCGCCGCCACCACAAAAAAGCGGAUACAAUCAGCAUCCGAAUGACAUCCAAAGCAUGUGGCCAGGACCACCGCCAAUGCAGCAGCCGCCGCCAAACAGAUAUGUUGGCGGUCAAAUGAACCAGAUGAACUACAACAAUGCCGGGCCAGACAACCAGGGAUUUCCCAAUCUCCAGCAGCCGCCGCCAAAUCUGCAGAGACCAACACCGCAGCAGCAGCAGCCGCAUUCAAACAAUAUGGACCAUGGCCAGUGGGGAAAUAACAAUAAUCGUCCUCCCUGGGAUACCAGUGGUCCGCCGCCUGAUAAUACCGGGCAACCAAAUCGCUGGAAUGGUCCGCCGCCGGCAAAUGAUGUCAACAAUCGCUGGAAUGGAACGUCAUUUAACAAUAACACCAACGAUGGCAAUCGCCGCUGGGAUGGGACUUCAAAUCAAGCGCCGUCUGGCGGGGAUCAGCAACAGAAUCGUUGGAUGAGCGAACCACCGCCAAGCGUUCCGAAUCCCAAUCAGCAGCAUCAAAACCCGAAUUCCUGGAUGAGCGGACCACCACCGAGUAUAAGUGAUCCGUCACAGGACCAUCAGCAGCAAAACAAUAGCAGCCAGCCACAGAAUGCCCGCCCAAAUCGCUGGCAAGAAAUCAAUUCCGACAUCGACACACCGCCAAUGAGGACCAACAACAAGCCAAAUAGCAUCCAGAAUAGCCGCAAUAGUUGGGGAGAUGGAGGUGGAGAUGGAAACCAAAGCAAGAAUCCAUUCAUCAAGAACCCACAGUCCGAUUUUGGCAAAUAUGGCAACAGUUACAAUAACCAAGAUCAAGGUAGUGCAGGAGGAAGCAACUUUGGCGGCGGAGGUGGCGGCUUUGGAGAUGAUAGUGGAGGCAACCAAAGCCAGGACAGUUUUGCUGGACGUGGAGGAGGACCCGGUAAUAAUAAUAAUAACUUUAGUAACAAUCGCCGCCAGAACAAUCGGCGGGAUAACAAUCGUAACCAGGGAUUUUCCGAUGAGAGAGGCGGUGGGGAUUCUGGUCCAGGCGGCUACAAUCCAAAUCGUGGCAGUUACAAUCAGCGCAACAGCUUCAAUCAGUCGAAUGCGCCCUACCAGCAGUCCAAUAAUCAGUCGCAGCAGAACCGCAAUCAACAGCAACCAUCCGAUCUGGACGAGGCCAGUUUCGAUCGCCUGUUUGACCAGUGGGAGCAGCAGUUCGAAGAAUGGAAGCUCGCCAAUGCCAACCAUCCAGAUCGCGACGAGUAUCGCCGCUACGAGGAGGAGUUCGAGAAGCAGCGCCGUCGCAUCGCCGAGAGAAGGGAGCAGAUGCGCCGACGUCGCCAGCUGCAGAUGGGUGGUUCGGCAGGAGGCUCGACCACAGAAAAACAGAAGGAAGCAGCCGCAGGUGCAUCCAUGACCGCGGAGCAGCAGCCAAAUGAGGAUCCCUUCCAAGACCAGGGACAUUUUGCUGAUCAGGGUCCUUGGCCGGAAAGUGGCUUUGGUGACCAGGGACCCGGAUCGGGUCCGAACUUCGGACACGGCAACAGACAGUCCGGAAAUGCUGGUCAUUUUGGAAAAGAGAAUCGCCCCUUCGAAAGCGCAGGAGUUCCCGCAUUCAAAGGCAACCAAGGACCACCACCGGGGAUGCACAACCAGUACGAAACCACCAAGGAAGCCAUCCAACAGACAUUGGACAAGCAGCCAGAGGAAUCCAAACAGGGAAGUCUAACCAAGUCGGCGACAUCAAAUGAAAAUUCACCUGAUGCAAAGAAAGCAAAAACGACAGCUCCCCCUGUGGAUCCACCAAUUCCAUCCCUGCUGCCGCCCGAAGUCAAAGCUCCAGCUGCACCAGUAGUGCCAGAUCCGACAGUGGUUCCGCCCACGCAGCCUCCUCCGGUUUCCACCAAUUUUGGCAAGCGCCGGCAAAGCGCUGCUCCCACACAAAUACCCGCUAAGCAAGUCAAGGAGGAGGAGCCCAUAUUCACCAUUUCCCUGGACGACGACGAUGAGGAGGAAGAGGUGGUACAGGACGCGCCCGACACGCCCAUGGGCAGCAUUUUCAAGAAGAACGAUGGCAUACCCGGUCUGGAUUUGGUGGACGAUGGUAGUAACAAGAAUAAAUCGUCCUCGGUCUUCAAUGUGGUACUCAAGGAUUCAGGAGAUCCAAAAGCGCCUGAUGAAUCUAAAAAACAGCCGGACGACCAGUCCGCCGCCAAGAAGGGCGACGAAUCUCUAAGCAAGGCCCUCAAGGAUCCAAAUUUCAUCAACAAUCUCUCCCAGGCGGUGGCCAAUGUGCAGGGGCGCGAGCAGCGCGAUCGUCACGAGCAACGCGAGGAUCAUGAAUCGGGAACGGAUGGACGUCCAUUGUCCUUCGCCGAGUGGCAGCGCAAGAAGAACAGCGGCAACGAAAACAAGUCGCAGGAUUCCCGCGACUCGUUGAGCACCAAUAGCGGUGAGAAACCGGACAAAAAUGGCCCACCUGGUGGCUUUGGUCCCGGAAACGGACCAGGCGGACGUCCAGGUCCUGGUCCAGGUCAAAACGAUGGAUCACGCUUCGAUGUCUUUGGACCAAAUCAAGUGCCUGGAAAUAACUUCAUUGACUUGGAUAACAAUGGUCCACCUAACUUUGGACCACCGGGCAGGAACUUUGGACCCAACGGCCCAGGACCACGUGGAAACUUCGGACCCAACUUCGGGCCCAACUUUGGCCCUAGAGGGCCGUUUAUUAGACCAAAUGGUCCGGGUCCGGGUCCGAAUUUCGGACCACACUUCAGACACAAUGGCCCCAACUUUGGACCAAACUUUGGCCCCAAUUUCGGACCGCGUCCGGGUUCCCGCAACUUCGGACCUCGCGGACCCGAUGGUCCUUUCGGUCCGCGACGAGAUGACUUCGGCGGUCCGCCGUUUGGCGGUCUACGACCCCACAUGGGGCCCAAUGGACCCGGUCCCAACAUGCGCGGUUUCAACGGUGGACCAAUCAGUGAUAAUCCCUUCCGCCGCCAAGGCGGCCCACCGGGUCCGGGUUUUGGCGACGAUGAUCUGGGCGCAGGACCGCCGAGAGGACCCAGAAACUUCGGCAACCGCUUUGGAAAUCCAGGCGGAGGUGGAGGAGGCGGAAACAGCAAUCGGAAGAACUGGAAUGACGGGCCGGAGCAGCAGAAGCAGCAACAGUUCCAUGGCCGCCCGAACCACGAUGAUGCCAUUUAUCGACCGUUGAAGGUAUUCGACUAUUCCAAUAACCCAACUGCCGCCAAGGUGAUCGAUUAUGGCCACAAGUCGGGUGAUGGCAACCCCAUCGAUGGGCCAUCCGGUCCCAAUCCCGCCGACGGAAUUCCAGAAUUUAAAGCAAUGAAGACCUUCGAGUAUGGCCACUCCUCGUUCGCGGGACCGAAUCGCUUGGGAAUGCCCGGUGUAAUGGGAGGAGAUCACAACCAGGCGAUGACAGGUGGCCGUGGUAUGGCAGCGGGACCAGGUAGACUCGGAGGAGCAGGGACCAAGCGUAAGAAUAAGAAAAAAAAUAAACAACAAAAGAACGGGGAGCUAAUGACGUUCAAUCAAAACCUACAAAUCCAAUCGAAUACGGUUGAAGAACGUAGCAUCACAAAUCCCGAACAGGGCGAUGGGCAGCAGGCCCACAAUGAAGUCCGCAACCAGAGCGAAUUCCAGGACCAGGCCGAUGGGUUCCAGGAAAAUGAAGAACGCAAUGAUCUCGAAGAUAUUUCCGAAGGUGAAGAUAACCUACAAUCUAUUGUUUUCGAUGAUGACAACGAAGAGCUGCCACCGCCGCCAUCGAUGAAAAUAUGUAAUCAGGAAUAUGCUCAGGAGCAGUACAAUCCCAUCCCUGUCACUCCGCUGCGUAGCCAGCUGGGUGGCAAUUCGGAUAAGCUGGCUGCUCCGGCGCCAGCCAUGUCACUUUUUCCCUCGGCAGCCAAUGCCAAUGAUAGACCUUCCGACCCAAUGAUGGCUCCCAAUCUGGAGAUGUCCGUGGCGACCAGUGAGAAUCGCAAUACGUUCUCAUUGGACGAAGUGCUUUUGUAUCCCGGUCGCAUAAACCGUCCCAAGCGCAUCUGUAUUAUUUUGCGCGGUCCUCCUGGCUGCGGCAAAUCGCAUGUAGCACGUCUCAUCAAGGAGAAGGAACUGCAGAUGGGCGGUGCCAAUCCGCGCAUUCUAAGCAUCGAUGAUUAUUUCCUCAUUGAAAACGACUACGAUGAGAAGUGCCCCAAAACGGGCAAGAAGAUACCCAAAAAGGAAAUUUUGUACGAGUAUGAUGACACCAUGGAAGAGGCAUACAUGCAAUGCCUUGUCAAAUCGUUCAAAAAGACACUUAGCGACAAUCUGUACGAUUUCGUAAUCGUGGAUUGCAACAAUAAUUCGCUGCGCACACUGAAUGAAUUUUAUUGCCACGCCAAAGACUCGAAUUUUGUGCCCUACAUAGUGGACCUGCACUGCGAUCUAGAGACGUGCCUUGGUAGAAACUCCCACCAGCGCACCGAGCACGAUAUCCGUGUGGUGCUGGACAACUGGUGCAACACACCGAUGCAUUACAUCAAACUGGACGUGAGCUCACUCCUCGAAAACGUCGUCGAGAUGGAAGACGUUGAAGGCAUGGCUACGGACGAUAAUGCAUGCGCCGACGUUGGCGUAACUGUGGGAGCAUCCGCGGCACUCGAGGAUGCGGCUGUCGAGGAGACAGACGACAGCAAUAGCGCCGACGCCUCCAACUAUUGCGGCUUCCUGAAAAGCAAAUGGGAAUGCGACACCACCGAGGAUGAUCUAGCCCGCUUGGAUGGCACCAAGCGUCUGAUGCAGAACCGCAGGACCACCAGCAUGGCGGACUAUCUCCAGCUGGAGGAUUGGAAACCACCCACAAACUCGGCCGAUGGCAAGAAGCGGGUGCGUUGGGCUGACAUCGAGGAAAAGCGCUCGCAGGAGAAGAUGCGAGCCAUCGGCUUUGUGGUGGGUCAGACCGACUGGAACCGCAUGAUGGAUCCGAAUGCCGGCAGUCGGGCUUUGAAUAAAACCAAGUUUAUCGAGCGCGUCAAGCGUCGCUAGAUGUCAAUUGCAAACACGCCACAAAUUCCGAAUUACAAAAAGCUAACAAAAUGAAAACAAAAACUCGCAGCAUUUCCACUCACCAAAAACAGAAACACAGAGCAUUUCCACACACACACACAUCGACGCCGAUCGGGCGACAACAAUGGGCUGAAUGAGCCCGAAUUACAUGUCAUCAUCUGGCAUCUAAAUGCAAUCAGUAUAAUUUUGAAAUAAUCAGUCAUUCUUACGGCUGCAUUUAGAAAAACGAAUUCAAUUGCGUUGAACGACACGAACAGACGCGUUUGAAACCGUAUUAUCAUGUUAUACAUAUGAAUGUAUUUUAAUUGUAAAUUGUAUCAAACGCUAUUAAACCGAAUAAGACAUCC